UAUUUAGCGCGAGGUACUCGCUGUGGUAACAAAACCCGGGUAUUUUCACCAUUCCUGCUACAGUGUCUCCACUGCUUUACUACCUCACCAGCUGUUUACAGUCGACGUGUGAAUCGUAACCGACUCUUGUAUUGGGACUCUCGUGUUCUCGGACUUGCUCUGAUUCCCGCCGGUUUGUGAGAUCAACAUGGAGAACAGGAAACGACCGUUCGGGGCAGUUUCGACCCCUGAUGACAGCUUCAAAACGCCGGAGAAGAGAGUGUCAGUGGUCCGGCUGCAGGACUAUGACUACAUGCAAUGGGGUGUGGAUGAAACUUGUCGGUACCUACGACGAGAAGGUCUUGAAGAAUGGGAAGAUGCAUUUAAAGCACAAAAAGUCACUGGUGUCAGCCUGAGGCUUCUCAACGAUGAGGAUUUGGAGAAGAUUGGGAUCAAGUGUCUUGGGGACCGGCAGAAGAUCCUACACAGCCUCAGGAAGCUGCGGCAGAAAGUAGCAGAGCUAAACAAGGUCUUUAAUGAUCCCAUCCAUGGGCAUGUGGAGCUCCACCCUCUUCUCAUCAAAAUCAUUGACACACCUCAGUUCCAGAGAUUACGAAACCUCAAGCAGCUUGGAGGCGCCUACUUUGUUUUCCCUGGAGCGUCUCACAACCGCUUUGAACACUCCAUUGGGGUGGGUCAUUUGGCGGGGAGACUUGUUCAAGCUCUGAAUGAGAGGCAGCCAGAGCUACUCAUCUCAUGCAGAGACAUCCUGUGUGUACAGAUUGCAGGGCUCUGCCAUGACUUGGGACAUGGGCCAUUUUCCCAUUUGUUUGAUGGGAAGUUCAUCCCCAGGGCACGUCCUGGAAUAAACUGGAAGCAUGAGACCGCCUCUCUGGCAAUGUUUGACUACCUUGUGGAGGACAAUAACCUGAGACCGGUGAUGGAGCAGCAUGGCUUGGUGCUACCUGAAGACCUGGACUUUAUCAAGGAGCAGAUUGCUGGACCGCUGGACAAUAAACCAGCUCAAGGCAAGUGGCGUUAUAAAGGGCGUCCAGAAGACAAGUCCUUCCUCUAUGAAAUUGUGGCCAACAAAAGAAAUGGUAUAGAUGUAGACAAGUGGGACUACUUUGCCAGGGACUGCUACCAUCUGGGAAUCCAGAACAAUUUUGACCACCGCCGCUUCCUGAAGUUUGCCAGAGUUUGUGAUGUGGAUGGUCAAAAGCACAUCUGCACGAGAGACAAGGAGGUGGGCAAUCUCUAUGACAUGUUCCACACGAGGAACUGUCUCCACAGGAGAGCCUACCAGCACAAAGUGGGCAACAUCAUAGAGAUGAUGAUCACUGAGGCUUUCCUAAAAGCAGACAAGCACAUCCAGGUGGAAGGCUCAAAAGGGAAGAUGUUCACUCUCUCCACAGCCAUAGAUGACAUGGUGGCCUACACCAAGCUCACAGAUCAUGUGUUUGAGCAAAUACUCAACUCCUCCUCCUCUGAGCUGGCUGAAGCGAGGCAGAUUCUACACAACAUCGUCUGUCGACGCCUCUACAAGUGUCUGGGCCAAACCCAAGCAGAUAAACCCAUAAUCGUCAGCCAGGAUAAAAUUCACAGCUGGGAGGCAGAUUUAGCGACGUCCAUCCCUGAGAACAACCCCCCGGAUAUCUGUCUGCAGCCAGAGGACUUUGUAGUCAAUGUUAUUAACUUGGACUAUGGGAUGAAGGAAAAGAACCCCAUCAACAAUGUGCAAUUCUACUGCAAGGAUGACCCGGACAAAGCCAUCAGGAUUCGCAAGAACCAGGUGUCUAAACUUCUCCCUGAGAAGUUUGCAGAGCAGCUGAUCAGGGUCCACUUCAAGAAGACUGAUGAAAGGAGUCUGGAGGCCGCCAAGAAGCAAUUUGUCCAGUGGUGCAUGGACAAUAACUUCUCAAAGCCACAGAAUGGGGACAUAAUAGCUCCCGAGCUGACUCCUCUGAAAGCAAGCUGGGCAAACAACAAUGAAGGGGAGGACGGUGAAGGUUGCAGCUCCAGGGAAGUCCCCAAUCCCAGCCGGAACGGACAAAAGGGACGCAAAACUCUAACUUACUAAGAGGAGGAGAGCAGAUACCCUUGUUCGGUGGUGGACAGAAGGAAAAGUGUGGAGUGAAAACUAUAUUUUUUUUUACAGGGUGAGGGUGUUGAUGAGCACAGAGAAUAUUAAUAUCAUACAUUCUGUUUGGAACUCAAUUUUUACUCUAAAAACAAAAUAUUUUCAAAGUUUCAGGGAAGAGAAAUCAGAAAUGCAUAUUCAGGGUUUGUACUCAGGGCUUUUUACAUAUCCUUCUUCAGUAAUCUACACACAGUUCAGUUUUAGUAAGGGCUUUUUACAUAUAUCCUUCUUCAGUAAUCAACUCACAGUUCAGUUUUAGUAAGGGCUUUUUACAUAUAUCCUUCUUCAGUAAUCAACUCAUAGUUCAGUUUUAGUAAGGACUUUUUAUGUAAAUCCUUCAGUAAUCAACACAUAGUUCACUUUCAGUUUCAUUAUUUUAAUCAGUAUUUCCUUUUUGACAUAAGUUUUUAGUUGGAGCUACAUUUUUCACAUCUUUUAAGUUAUUGUUUUAUACAAUGUGCAAUUCAUUAGCCUACUAUCAUCAAAAAAAAUCAUGGUCAAAGUUUACACAAAAAAAAAGCACAUUGUAUUUCAGGUCUGUGUCUUUUUACAGAUGAUGUGUUUCAGAGUAGUAAUUUAUUUAGCUUUUAAGAACACCAGAUAUGUGGUCAAAAACGUAAUCUCAAUCAUCAGAUGGUUUCUGGCUUUGAAAGGCAGCAUUCAGUUUUACAUUUGGAAUUUUCUUUGGUUUAAUUUGAUCUUACCUUUUGUUUAUUUAUUUUUCAAAGCUCUUUAUUUUGUAUUCUUGAAUGCAUUGUGUGUUUUUUACUAUUUUGGAUACCAGUUACAAAUUUGACCUCUUAGCUAGAUUUUAAAUGCUGCCUCAUCAAACUUGCUUUAUUGGUGGUUGUUUUGAUUUGCUUUAUGUAAAAGAAAAUAUAUAUAUUGAAGAUUGUAGAGGGAAUCCUUCCAAAGUGUUUGCAAAGAGCCUUUGAAUGGUGUUACGAUUGAAAGGAGUUGAAAAUAAAAAUCUUUCCCUCAGUUG
Messenger RNA from Notolabrus celidotus (New Zealand spotty), 3104 nucleotides. It is a transcript of the gene samhd1a, whose product is annotated as SAM domain and HD domain 1. Gene Ontology annotation, biological process: defense response to virus; dGTP catabolic process; regulation of innate immune response. Bases 188 to 2059 code for a protein of 623 amino acids. The transcript is spliced from 16 exons. Gene Ontology annotation, cellular component: nucleus. Lineage: Eukaryota; Metazoa; Chordata; Actinopteri; Labriformes; Labridae. Gene Ontology annotation, molecular function: protein binding; dGTPase activity. The record is from RefSeq and is a predicted model, not a curated record.